Panicum hallii is the source of this 2561-nucleotide messenger RNA. Its product is annotated as serine/threonine-protein kinase ppk30. Gene Ontology annotation, cellular component: cytoplasm. Gene Ontology annotation, molecular function: protein serine/threonine kinase activity; ATP binding. NCBI's taxonomy places the organism in Eukaryota, Viridiplantae, Streptophyta, Magnoliopsida, Poales, Poaceae. Gene Ontology annotation, biological process: protein phosphorylation. The record is from RefSeq and is a predicted model, not a curated record. Bases 224 to 2254 code for a protein of 676 amino acids. The transcript is spliced from 8 exons.
CGGCUUUUGCUUCCUUCCUCCCUCCUUCCCUCAGGGGCCUAGCAACCGGGUACGCCCGGGCGCCGAAUCUCCAGACGAGAUCGCGCCCCCGCAUCCGACGCCGCCGGCGCCGGAGCCCGCUGCGGUGAGCGCCGCUCUCCGCCUCCGAUCUAGAGGGACAUUUGGAGAAGCAUAAGACAAUAAGAAUUGGGAUUCCAUUCAUUCUAUCUCGGGUGUUACAAUAAUGUGGAGGCUCAAUCCCUUUGGCGGGAAACCACAGAGUGGGUUGGAAGGCCGGACCAUUGAUGUUGGAAAUGUGAAGAUUACAGUACGAAAUGCCAUUGCACAAGGAGGUUUCUCUUGUGUAUAUCUGGCAUGUGACACAGUACAUCCAUCAAAGUCGUAUGCAAUGAAGCACAUUAUUUGCAAUGAUACGGAAUCGCUUGAUCUUGUCAUGAAGGAAAUCCAGGUUAUGAACCUCCUCAAAGGGCAUCCUAAUGUGGUCACACUUGUUGCGCAUGAUGUUUUUGAUAUGGGCCGCACAAAGGAGGCACUUCUUGUGAUGGAGUUCUGUGAGAAGUCCUUGGUGAGUGCAAUGGAGAGCAGAGGUAGUGGUUACUAUGAGGAGAAGAAGGCACUUUUAAUUUUCAGAGAUGUCUGCAAUGCUGUUUUCGCCAUGCAUGGACAGUCACCACCAAUUGCACAUAGGGAUCUCAAAGCUGAAAAUGUUCUUCUUGGAUUUGAUGGUGCAUGGAAAAUAUGUGAUUUUGGAAGCACGUCAACAAAUCAUAAAUGCUUCAACAAACCAGAAGAGAUGGGAAUCGAGGAAGAUAUCAUUAGGAAACAUACGACCCCGGCAUACAGGGCCCCUGAGAUGUGGGAUCUCUACAGAAGAGAAGUUAUUAGUGAGAAAGUCGACAUUUGGGCCUUGGGAUGCCUUUUGUAUAGAAUAUGCUACUUCAAGUCUGCAUUUGAUGGAGAAUCCAAGUUGCAGAUACUCAAUGGCAAUUAUCGUAUCCCUGAGCAACCCAAGUAUAGCACUGAUGUCACAGGGUUGAUCAAAGAUAUGCUGGAAGCCUCUCCAAAUGCCAGGCCAGACAUCAUGCAGGUCUGGUUUCGUGUUAACGAGCUACUGCCACUUGAGUUACAGAAAAGGUUACCUGAUGGACCUUCAUCAGCCAUUUCCAUGAGUUUGCAAGAUGAAGGUGCUCAUAGAAGAACACAUGUGAUGCCUAGAAGGAACCCUCCACCGCCUCCAAGAGAGCAAUCUAAUAGUUCUUUAUCGCAUGGAAGCUCAAGGGCAGGAGAUGCACCUUUAGGUGCAUUUUGGGUGACACAGCAUGCGCAAGGUGCUCAAGCUGUGGAUAAUAGGAAACCUCUGUUUGACGAGGAGCCAAUUAAGCUAUCAUUGUCAUCAAAACAGAACCAAAGCAGGGUGGACACCAGCAUCAGUAUCCCUGGGGAUAGGCAUGGUCAUUCUGUUCAAUCGUCACGAACAAGUAAAGCACCAAGUAACUCUGUGCCCAAUAAUGGAUUCACAGGUGUCUCCGACACAAAUUUGUUCACGGAGACACAAUGUUCUGUGCAAAUUAAAGCACACCAACCUCAGCUCAAGCCAAAAUGUGAAAAAGAUCCAUUCAGCAGCUUUGUUGCAGAUUUUGAUACACACAAUCUCAACAUUGCUGCUGGUAAGGCAUUUGAACUUGAACUCAAAGUGUCCAGUCUGAAAGAGCAGUUGAAGAAAACCACAUUGGAGAAGGAUGAGAUGACAGCCAAGUAUGAAAAGCUAUCUGCAAUAUGCCGAUCGCAGCGUCAAGAGAUCCAAGAGCUGAAGCGCGCUCUUGCUGAGACAACACCUCCGUCAAACAAAGUCAGCUCAAGGACACAAGACUCUGGAUCUCAGCGAAAGGAGAAGGUUGAAGGAACGGUGUGGGAGCUUGAACAAGGAAUGCUUGCAAGCAACUCUUCGUCAGCCGGAUCUGAUGCCAAAACAUGGCAGGCAUUCCCUGACACAAAGGCCCAGGCGCAGGCCCAGGCUCGACCAAAGGUCGAUCAUGCAACUAAUGGGAGGCAAAACCUAACCAAGAACACAAACCCAGGUCCUUCCCCUGAUGCAUGGGGUUUUGGCACCAAUAAUUUCAGAACGUCAGCAGCAGCAGUAAGCACUGCUACUCAGAUCAACAACAGGGCUGCUGGUCAAGGGAGCUCCACCCAGAGAUUUAGUGCUGGAGUGGCGAAGAAAGUGGAGCAGCCAUCUGGAUGGGCUGGUUUUUAAUGUCACAGCAACAUGCGGUAACCAUCAUUCUUGUUUGAAAUUUGCAAACUGCCCUACGCUGCUUGCCCUGCUCUUGCAGAUGGACGAGCAAGCUGAUGAUUCUUUCCUGCUAAAUGGCUUUGACAUCGGUAAUCUUGAGUGUGUUCAUCGUUGGUUGAGCCAACUUAGACAUUGAUUCAUGCGAUCGUCUGACAUUACCUUGUUAAUAAGUAAAUAUUUACAGUGCUGUACGUAUUUCUGUGUAUGAAGUAUGACCAUGUAAUGACUGACUGCUCUAGCAGUAUCAAUGCCAAGGUAUAACGUUUCA